GAGGUCCACAGUUCUACCUUCGUACCAACACCCAAGUGGUUCCUUAGAGAGAGAGAGAGAGAGAGAGAGAAGGCGUGAGAGAGAUUUAUAAGCCUCCCUUUGGGCAUAACAAUUUUUUUGUGAACAUAGAAACACUCACAACUUAACAAAAAACAAAAAAUGGGAGAGGAGGAGAAGAAACCAGAAGCAGCAGAGGAGAAGAAAAUGGAGGAGAAGAAACCAGAAGAGGAGAAAAAAGAAGAAGAAAAGAAAGUGGAGGCUGAUGAGAAAAAAGGAGAAGAAUCUGAGAAGAAAACUCAAGAAGGAGAGCCUACUAAAGAAUCCAAAGAUGAGUCUCCACCGGCGGCGCCGGAGGCUCCAGCACCACCUCCUCCGCCGCAAGAGAUUGUCCUUAAGGUUUACAUGCACUGUGAAGGCUGUGCUAGAAAAGUCCGCCGUUGCCUCAAAGGCUUUGAAGGAGUGGAAGAUGUGAUGACUGAUUGUAAAUCGGGGAAAGUGGUGGUGAAGGGAGAGAAAGCUGAUCCAUUAAAAGUAUUAGACAGAGUUCAAAGGAAGACCCACCGUCAAGUUGUGCUUCUUUCUCCGAUUCCCCCGCCGUCUCAACCACCGGAAAAGAAAGCAGAAGAGGAGAAACCCAAAGUGGAAGAGAAGAAAGUGGAGCCUCCCGUAGUGGUUACGGUGGUCCUCAAGGUUCAUAUGCACUGCGAAGCUUGUGCGACGGAGAUCAAGAAACGGAUCAUGAGAAUGAAAGGAGUGGAAUCUGCUGAAUCGGAUUUAAAGGGUUCUCAAGUGACGGUGAAGGGAGUGUUUGAACCGCAAAAGCUAGUAGAUUACGUUUAUAAACGGACUGGAAAACAAGCUGCGAUUAUGAAAGUUGACCCACCGCCUCCCCCGCCACCUGAGGUUGCGGCUGCAGCGGCGGAAGGAGAGAAGAAAGAAGAAGCAAAAGGAGAAGAAAAGGACGGAGGGGAAUCCAAAGGCGAGGAAGGGAAAGAGGAAAAGGCAACGACGGAUGAAGAGAAGAAAGAAGGAGAUGGCGGCAAAGGGGAAGGUGAAGCAGCGGAAAAAGGCGGAGGUGGUGAAACCGGUGGCGGGGGUGAGGAGGAAGAAGCAAAAGUUGUGGAGGUGAGGAAGAUAGAGAAUCCUUAUUACUACUAUCUUUACCAACCGCCCCGUGUGGCGGUUCCACCUAUGGAAAUGCCGUCUUAUGCUUACCCGCAUGCUUAUCCGCCUCAACUAUUCAGCGACGAAAAUCCAAACGCAUGUUCCAUAAUGUAACAAAGAAAACCGCAAACGCUAAAUGGUUUAUAUGGGGAAUAUUUGAACAUUUUUGAUUCAGUGGAUACAUGGUGGAUCUCUCUUUGCAUGUGGUCUUCUUUUUUACUGUGGUUGUGCAGCUCUUUUUAAUGGCUAUAUAUAAUCAAUAAAUAAAUAGAUUACAACUGUUUA
Brassica napus (rape) is the source of this 1449-nucleotide messenger RNA. Its product is annotated as heavy metal-associated isoprenylated plant protein 7-like. The coding region runs from base 160 to 1278 and encodes 372 amino acids. The record is from RefSeq and is a predicted model, not a curated record. The transcript is spliced from 5 exons. Gene Ontology annotation, molecular function: metal ion binding. Lineage: Eukaryota; Viridiplantae; Streptophyta; Magnoliopsida; Brassicales; Brassicaceae.